Varroa destructor (honeybee mite) is the source of this 13354-nucleotide messenger RNA. It is a transcript of the gene unc-104, whose product is annotated as kinesin family member unc-104. Lineage: Eukaryota; Metazoa; Arthropoda; Arachnida; Mesostigmata; Varroidae. The record is from RefSeq and is a predicted model, not a curated record. Gene Ontology annotation, molecular function: microtubule motor activity; ATP binding; microtubule binding. Gene Ontology annotation, biological process: microtubule-based movement.
GUCACCAUACAUAUGCAAGUUCGCAGCUUACAUAUGUGUUAAAAUUAACAAACGGAGCCAAACACUAUUGCCUUCCAUUAUCAGUAGAAAGUAACUAAACAAAAUUUGUUUACUAUACUACUUUAGGUUAAAAAUGCUUAUGCACCACCUAGGACCUGACUGCGAACCUUGUUGGUCGCAACAAGUAUCGAGAUAGAUUGAACUGCUAUUGAAUGCCUGACUGUAUCGGCCCGAAGCUUUCGGAUUAUCCACUCUGGCUAAAUGAUGGUAAUGUAGGUAAAGCCAGUUGUCUGAACCGCCUAAAUAUUAUGUGUUUGAUCGAUCGAUAGUCUCGGAUUGACUUCGACUUGCUCGCCGACAUAAUCAAACAUCAGCUGCGUAACCAGACCACCUUGUCCAUUCGUCCAGUGUAUGCGUUGCCCUGUGCAACCAGUGGGUCGUAUGGAAUAAACGUUUGCAUUGCAACCCGGACGGCGAGAAGCUUCUGAUGUUAUUCCGAAAUUGCGAGGGAGGGAAUAUGUAUAUAUAGGGUGCAAUAUAACCCAAUGAUGGUUACGUGUGCGGUAGUCGUUAACAUGAAAGACGCUAGUCGCAGGGGAUGACCAUAGGUAUGACACCAGAUUAAUAGCAGGUAAGAGCCAGUAAGCUGUUGGUCUAUUUCUUAACGUUGCUUUAAUACCCUUCCCUCCAUUAAGGAGAAUGAAUAUGGAAGUUUAGAGAUCGCCACAACAGGUCCUGAAGCAGCCCACUAUGAAAGGUUUGACAUAGAAAGAUUAGAAAAUGCGUGCAUAGAUUCUAUAAUCAGAAGAGUUAACAAACCAUAUGACUAUAGGUCCUCUGUGACAUUCUUAUAUCAGGUUCGUUCGGAGUGUUCUAACCUUCCGGCUCGAUAAUCGAUGCUCCUUCGACCAAAAUCUUCGCUCUUGAUAUCUCGAGGUUAGGGUCGAGUUCCCUCCCAAGGAAAAGAUACAUUGGGGUUUGGACAUAAGAGGAGGUGCUGAACGUACUUCGCUACGAAAUUGUAAUUAGGACGUGAGGGAAUCAUUCUCCUUAACACCAUGAUUCCUUAUAGUCCAUGCUGUAGCCAGAUGGAAACCUUCGAAAGAGUUACCUUCCUGAGUGCGACAACUACGACAAUGCUGGCUUUCGAAAAUUCUUUAGCAGUUGGAGCAGCGAUGGUAUAAAUACGUAUGUCGAAUUGGGCCCCCGAAAAUCACAUUGCUUACGGAAUUAUGAAAAAUACUGCUUUUUCGACACCAUUUAAUUAAUUGUUUUAAUUAGAGUCAGCUAUUCGACAGGUGAGAAAGUUCUCUUUCACGUCCAGCGUGACAGGAAUUACAGUCAUUAACGCAAGACAAUAUCGCGAGCCGAAAGCCAAGCUCCAUUCAUUAGCGAUGCGUCGCUGAAUCGGAUACGGCAAAUCUGGAUACAUUUGGUUCGUGUGACACAUCAUAUGGAACAAGUUAGUUAUUUAAUGAUUAAUUCAUACUCCACACUGAAUAGUAACCCAAUGGAUUGCCGACGGCAGUCAUAGCGCGCCUUAGCAGUUUCCUUCGGAUCUGCUUAUGUGAUGCCCGUCAUCAAGGACUAGACCUUCAUGAAGUCACAAACAAAGCAAGAAGUUCUAAACAACUACUGUAGCUGUUAACAAUAUGCAGAAUCUCCAACUCUCUGACGAAGUGUGUUUACGCUCGCGUUCGAACUCAGGCCAACGUUCAGCACGCAGAUGUAUAACCCUCUACUCCACUAUGGGAACUCAACAAGCUUGUACAAAACGUACGGUCUAGGCUCUUUUAGGUAGAGCGUACAUUUUGUACGAGCUGCAUAUUUACGAGCAGAAAAGUAUUCUACGCGACGUAAGCUAAUGCUUUUUCUGUUUUCUAAUAAAAUAUACAUUACACUUUAAUAUGCGUUGCUGAAAGAGGUGCGGGCGCUACUAAUUCUCAAGUGCUUAAUCCUGCUGAGUCAGGACAUAAUUUAAUCAAAAAAUAUAAAUAGAAAUGAUUGACGAAACAAACGUUAACAUUAUUUUGGCUCCUAUAUAGAAUCAGCUUCCCGUGUAAGAUCCACCCUAUAUACGUGUUGAUUUUACGACUGUGUCCCGUGAUAUGAAUCAGCCGGUUUGUGUAGGCAACGGGUGUGCGGUGACGGCUUUUGGAACUGCCGCGAACAAUCGAUGCUUGAUCAGCUGUCCGUUUGCCUGCUCUCUGUACGGCUGGUUGGUAUAGGUGUCUUUGGGCAUCUGCAUCAGUACGGUUAAAGGCGUUGUCAUUGAUACUGACACACACUAAUAGCCUGUUCUGUCAGCCUACCUGUCCUGAUGGUAGCGUUGUGUCAAACCAAGUGGCUAAGCGACUGCUGCACCGUCUAAAUCGAACUGCGAUAGGCAGCAUGUGAUAUGUUGCAGAAGUUGCUUUAAGGGCUAAGUAGUACGAUUCGUAAUAGUUUCAGUACGAAGUUACUUUGACGCUAAUCUAGCUGAUCAUAGUUGUUGCCAACGAUAUAAUAGUUUUUUUGCAGCUACGCAACGAAGAUGGGAACGUACUUCGGUGCAAAACGACAAAGUGCUGUGCUCCCACCGUUUUCAGUGUGAGAUGUUAGUGUAUUUGUAGUUAUGUGAACUUGAAGGAGCAUAAUGACUUGUUGCUGGGAUAUAGAAGAUAACCACUUAGUGAAAGUCACCUUAAAUAGAGCUUUCCCUUCGACAACAUGUACAUUUCCUUCAUUUCUCGCCGGCUAUAGCUAGCAUUUGCGGUUACCCUUCAGCGUGCUUUGACAGGACAAGUGAACGGCUCUGCUGACGCGUUCCACCACGAGCCGCAAGUAUGUCUUCUGUAAAGGUGGCUGUUCGUGUCCGGCCGUUCAACAAACGGGAAAUCUCCCGUGAUUGUCGGUUGAUCAUUCAGAUGAAAGAUAAUACAACAGUGAUCGAGAAUCCUAAGGAUAACACAUUUAAAAGCUUCAACUAUGAUUAUUCGUAUUGGUCAUCAAACACGGAAGAUGCUCAUUUUGCCGGUCAAGAUCAAGUGUACGCAGAUAUUGGAGAAGAAAUGUUACAACACGCGUUCAAUGGGUAUAAUGUAUGUAUUUUCGCGUACGGCCAGACGGGAGCUGGGAAAAGUUACACAAUGAUGGGUCGCAGUGAGGCUGGACAAGAGGGCAUUAUUCCGCAUAUCUGUAAAGACCUGUUUAAUAAAGUCCGGAACGAUACAUCUGAUAUACUUUACUCAGUUGAGGUGUCUUACAUGGAAAUCUACUGCGAAAGGGUGCGCGACCUUCUUAACCCACAAAAUAAGAAUAAUCUACGGGUGCGAGAGCAUCCUUUAGCCGGACCCUACGUCGAGGAUCUUAGCAAACUGAUAGUAAAAGACUACGAAGACAUAAACAAUCUUAUGGAUGAAGGUAACAAAGCGCGAACGGUAGCAGCCACUAACAUGAACGAAACAUCAUCUCGUUCACAUGCUGUCUUUACAAUCAUGUUCACCCAACGGAAAAAAGAUGAACAGACCGGAUUAGUCAGUGAAAAGGUGAGCAAAAUUUCACUGGUUGACUUAGCCGGCAGUGAACGGGCAGAUUCAACCGGAGCGCAGGGCACCCGACUUAAAGAGGGAGCCAAUAUCAACAAAUCGCUAACGACAUUAGGAAAAGUCAUUUCUGCAUUAGCCGAGCUGGCCGCCAAUCGCGGCGUGGCCGGUAAGAACCGGAAGAAAACAGAUCAUAUUCCGUAUCGAGACUCGGUACUGACUUGGCUACUUAAGGAAAAUCUUGGAGGAAAUUCAAAAACGGCCAUGAUUGCGGCCGUAUCCCCUGCUGACAUAAACUAUGACGAAACGCUCUCGACACUCCGGUACGCAGAUCGUGCUAAGCAGAUUGUUUGCAAAGCUGUGGUGAACGAGGACGCCAACGCCAAGAUGAUCCGAGAGCUUAAAGAGGAGAUCGCCAAACUCAAAGGCUUGCUGGUGGCUGAAGGCAUUCACAUUGAUGAUAUGAAUAAUGUAGUAGCGCAAGGCAGCCCCAAGCAGCGGCGCCGUCUUAUGUCCGGAGCUACCGAGGACAAGAUCGAACAGCUGCAGGAGAAUGAGAAAUUGAUCGCUGAACUCAACGAAACGUGGGAGGAGAAACUACGAAAAACCGAAGAUAUCAAAAGGCAGCGCGAAGCUGUUCUAGCUGAGAUGGGUGUAGCACUGAAGGAUGACGGCGAUACGCUUGGUGUAUUCUCACCGAAAAAGACCCCCCAUCUAGUGAACCUCAACGAGGAUCCGCUAAUGUCCGAGUGCCUCCUCUACUAUAUUAAAGAUGGAUUGACCCGGGUAGGCCGACCGGAUGCCAAUGUAUCGCAAGAUAUCAAGCUAACCGGAACCGAGAUACAGAACGAACAUUGUACAUUCGAAAAUCACGAAGGCGUUGUAACGCUCGUACCUUGCGCUGGCGCUACAGCGUUUGUGAACGGCAAAGAGUUGUUGCCAGGCGACCAAGCUGAGCUGCGUAGCGGUAUGCGUGUAAUUCUUGGCAAAUAUCACGUGUUCCGAUUCCAACACCCAGAACAGGCUCGGGAAUGUCGCGGUCGUUCGCCUACCGACGAACAAACUGGAGAACCGGCAGCAGUUGACUGGACGUUCGCUCAACGAGAGCUUUUGGAAAAACAAGGCAUUGAUCUUAAGCUCGAGAUGGAGAAGAAACUUGUUGCUAUUGAAGAGCAAUAUAAGCGUGAAAAAGAAGAAGCCGAUCAACAUUUCGCCGAAGAACGAAAGAAUUACGAAGCGAAAAUCGAAAGCCUUCAACGUCAGGUUGAAGAGGUAUCUAUGAUGUCAUCAAUGGCCUCAUCGUAUGCGCUGUCGUCGUUCCUUGAAGGCCCAGAAGAGCCAACGCCUGUCGAAGAGUGCUUUGAACCCUUAGAUGAAUCACAGUUACGAAUCGCACGGUGGGCAUUUGACAAAUGGAAAAUCCAUCAGUUUACGUCGCUCCGAGACGACUUGUGGGGCAACGCGAUCUUUCUGAAAGAGGCAAAUGCCAUUAGUGUCGAGCUUAAGAAACGAGUACAAUUUCAGUUUGUUCUUCUUACUGAUACGCCGUAUUCUCCAUUACCGCCUGAUAUGUGUCCGGCAGAUGGACGCAAAACAAUUGUGGCCGUUGAGGUACAGGACAUGAAGAACGGGGCAACGCACCACUGGACUCUCGAAAAGCUUAGACAGCGGCUAGAACUUAUGCGCGAAAUGUAUCAGAGUGAGAACGAAAGCUCACCGACCGAAUGCGAGCCACAGGGCGAUCCCUUCUACGAUCGUUUCCCUUGGUUCCGUAUGAUUGGCCGGGCCUUCGUCUACCUUACGAACUUGAUGUAUCCGAACGUAGCAUUAGUGCAAACCGCAGCCGUGGUUAAUGAAAGAGGUGACGUUGUAGGCUAUCUCCGCAUCGCUGUACAGGCUGGAACUGCGGGCGAUGAACAGCCUGCCGGCGUACGACAAUUUGCACGAAUCCGUUUCGGAGACGAAGCGAGCAGUGGUGGAGUGCAUCAGGGCGUCGAGUCAGAUGACGCACGAAUUUCUGGCGAUGAGCGGGAGCGCGUUGUUGAGGGACGUGGCGAGGAAGACAUCGAUAAGGACGCCGAUAAGGAUACCAGCGAGGCAAGAGGCGAAAUCGAGGAGGAUGCCGGGAGUCAGCUUCCACAGCAUCUCAAGCUCGGCUCCGAGUUUACUUUUCGCGUCACUGUUCUCCAGGCAGUCGGUAUAUCACGCGAAUACGCGGAUAUUUUCUGCCAAUUCAACUUCCUGCAUCGACACGAUGAGGCGUUUUCGACAGAGCCUCUCAAAAAUACAGCUAAGGGUCCACCACCUGGUUUCUUUCACGUACAAAAUAUCACAGUGACGGUAACUCGAGCGUUUGUGGCAUACAUCUCCAGUCGGCCAAUUGUGUUUGAGGUCCUAGGUCACUACCAGGCACACCCGCUGCAUCGCGACGCGUGCUCAGAGGGUACAGCCCCAGCAAAUCCUCCAGGAUGUCCAGCCACUCCCCAACGUCAACCACCGCGGCGAAUGUUUCCCCGCACUCUGCCCAUAUCACAGCCCGUGCGCUCGCCUAAGUUCGGUGUCGUUCCGCAGGCAAGCAGCACGACGACUCACAUCGUGGCUAAACACGACGUACUCGUGUGGUUUGAGAUAUGUGAGCUGACACACAAUGGCGAGUAUUUGCCUGCACAAGUUAUUCAUCACGAUGAAAGUCCCUGUCUUCGAGGCAGCUUUCAACUCCAUCAGGGCAUUCAGCGGAGAAUUCGGAUUACUCUCGUACAUGAGAAGACAGAUAACCUGCCCUGGAAGGAUAUAAAAGAGGUUGUCGUAGGUCGCCUUCGUUCAACGCCAGAGUGUGAUAACUUCGACGAUGACAACGAUGAAUGUGUACUCAGUUUAGGUCUAUUCCCGCCACGUCAGCUCGAGAUGCCGGCAGGCGAUGAGCGAUGCUUCCUGCACUUUGAGGCGGCUUGGGACUCAUCAUUGCACAAUUCUCCGCUACUGAAUCGGGUGACGACGUCAGGCGAACACGUUUACCUCACUCUGUCCGCCUAUCUGGAAUUAGACAACUGCGCUCAGCCGGCAAUCAUCACGAAGGAUCUGUGCCUCGUGAUUGGUGGUCGCGAUGCGCGUUUCCACUCACGGUUGUCGCCAAACGCACGAGCCCUGAAAACGCUGUUCGGUGGUAGCGGUGCUAGCGGUGGCCGGAGCGGCUCGGACGCCGACCACGUGACGGGCCUCUACGAGGUUGUGUUAAAGCGAGCCUCGGACGCCGGAAGCCCGGGCGUGCAGAGGCGCCAGCGCCGCGUGCUCGACACUUCGUCAACUUACGUACGCGGCGAGGAGAACCUCGCGGGAUGGCGCCCGCGUGGCGACUCACUCAUUUUCGACCAUCAGUGGGAGCUAGAGAAGCUGACCCGGCUUGAGGAAGUCGAGAAGGUUCGACAUUAUUUGCUGUUGAGAGAGAAGCUAGGCUUGGAGGCUGGUAUAAAGACAACUCGUGCGCCUGUGGAACAGUUGAUGUCGCCAACAGGCCUGCCACCACUAACUGAUUACAGUUUUUACGAUCCGUGCGAGAUGACCGAUCGUGAGGAAACUCUUUGUCGACGCAUCGUCGGCCUAAUCAAUAGUCAUAUACCGAGUAGGCCUCCUCCGGUGCCGACCGGAGCCCAGUCGGCAGAUGGAGCAGCCACGCCCACGGCUGAAGAGGGGGGCAUCUCGCCUUCAGCCUCAAGCCACUCGCUGUGCGGCCUGCUGUCGCCCACAUCGGAGGCUAACGCCCCCACCGGUCCGCCGCCCGGCGGCCUUCGGCCUGUGCCCACCAGUGAUGGUGGCAUAGGUGGCAGUUGCCUAUUAACCGGCCUAGGCGGACUGGCCGGAUUGGGCCAGCAAGCGUUGCGGCCGUUCGUGGCCGAGGUGGAAGAAAUUCGGGUAAGUCCAGUCGUCAGCCGAAAGGGCACACUUAGCCUAUUAGAGGACAAAGCCCAGUCGUGGGUUAAACGCUACGUCACUAUUCGACGACCAUACAUGUUUGUCUACAAGGACCAGAAUGACCCCAUAGAACGUGAGAUCAUUAAUCUCUCAACGUCGGAGGUGAGCUAUAACGAAGAACAACAGGCGAUGCUCCAAGUGCCUCCACAUUCGACCUUCUCGGUCGUCACCGCAACAGGCGGCUAUUUGCUGCAAACAGAGGGCGGUGACGAAAAGGAGAUCCAUGAUUGGUUGUACGCCAUUAACCCGCUGCUCGCUGGCCAGAUAAGUAGGCACAACCUGCCGCAGGAUGGUCCUGAUCCCCAUGACCUUGACGCCUCGCCGGCCGUUAGCUGUAGGCCCCACCACCCCGUCAUGUCUCGCUGGCGCACGACAACCCCGACUUCUUUUUAUGUUGGUUGCUUACAGUUGAAUACGUCCUAUUACUUGAGUUGAUCGCUGAAAUGCUCCGCAUCAGUACCUUUAGCGUUCGUCUGCUCGUCUAACCUAUUGCUAGGAGAACAUAUAGCCAGCACUAUAUUGCACAUUUUUGUGUUGUCUCUGUGAAAGGACCUAGGUCAAAACGAUCCCGCUCGUGAGCAGGCAACUGUGAUAGUACCUCUUUGCUAAGAAUUGGCAUCAACGGUUUGCUAUCGGCGUGCCAAUGCACCGUAUGGACUACUGCUCGCGGGCCACAGCAAAAAACAGUCGUCGUUGCACUCGCACCUAACGAAAAGAUCUCCGUUUUACCUAGCGGAGACCACUGCACGGGUUCCAAAAGAUACCAACAACAUGAACGUCGUCGCUCAGAGCCGCUGUCAGCGAUUUCACAGGAGAUUUUUUUGGGCGCAUCUGCUGGUGAUCUUUCUAGGCGAACGGAAAACUACCAGUGCGCAAUAAUGGUGGCAGUAUUACUAACGUAUAUCAUUAUAAUAGUCAUCAAGCGACAUAUAGCUAGAAGGGAAGUCGUGGCCGUCCUAAUUUUUUAUAGCUAAGGCCGAAAAUAGAGCAAGCUUUGGCAGGAAUGUUUCGAGCAUGCGUACAAAAAACAACUAAGGAGUCGACUACGGAAAAGAAGCAACGGAGGAAGAAGCAAAGAGAAAUGCUGUGCUUUUCGAUGGAUUCUUGCAGUACAUACAUCACUGGCUAUAGACGAGUUCGGUAAGUUCGUCUUGAGACAAUUAUCCACAAUAAUUACUAAGAUUCAAUUAUUCAGUGAUGAAUAAGCUGCAGGACCCUGCCGCCCUUAACCUUCACUCGAUUGCGAUAAUCUUCUCGACUCAGUUCACUAUCGACAAUCUUCGAGCGCGUACGAGCAAAUGUGAAAACACAACAUAUACAAUUGCAGUAACCUAUCUGUUGUUGCCACUAGAUAUGGGCCGGCUGUGACAGAAAUCGUAUUUGACCCACGCAGUCUCACAUGAACAGAGAAAUAAAAUGGCAAAAUGCACAAUGUUUUUCUUCCUUCAUACAAACAAAUUGCGAAUCAUCAGGUCAGCUACUGCUGCUGUUGUCGUCAUCGUCAUUAUAAGGCGAAUGCCGAAGCAGCAAUGGGAUAAUUCCAUUAUGAAAUGUUUUGUGUGUUUCACUGCUCGAUGGGGCGCAGCGUACGCUUCGUUUACGUGCAAAAACACAGCUGCUAAUGCCUCCCAGUAGUGAUAAAGCUCUAUGCGGAGAGAAGGCGUCGAAAAGGGAUUCGUCAAAAAUCUCGCGUGCGCUUCCACUAGUCGGACGGAAGGCGCGUUGGUACAGUGACGACAAUGCACGCUAGAGACAUGUAGGCAAAAACCGUAAAGCUGGUGUAGCCUAAACGACAUAUUGCAAAAUCAACGAGAAGCAAAACGGCUAGCUGGUCGUGUGGCCGAACGACGCAGGACGCUGGUCAGGAAGAACAGGAACCAACAAGAAAGAGUCGCGACCAACAAGAAAGCUACUUGACACACAGGCUUAGUUUUUUCUGUAAAUGUUAAAAUAUCGUGAGAGAUCGUGAGUGGAUACUGCACGUAGAUGUGCAACUAUUGUGUGUAACGAAACGGGAAAAGAGACCUCUAACUGGUAAAGACGGCUUGGGCACUGGUUGUUCACAUACAAAAAUCACAACACACGGUGACGUUGAUGUUGAUUUAGUAAAACGAUAAAUUCUAUAAUGAGUAUUUUUUUUCGGAUAACAAAAUACCGUAAUGCUGUUGACCGAGACACACUUACCGAUACUCACAGAUACAGAUAUUUUUUGUGAGCGGAAGCUAAUUAUGAAUUUUAGCUAGCUAUUCUGUGUUAUUAGAAACAGAUCUAGAAUCAGUGAUAGCAAACACUAGCUACAAACCAAUACGUGUCUGUUUUGAACCUCGAGUUGCCUUACUGAAGAGGACGGCGUCAAAAUAAGACAAACAAUUCAAGCAGUAACAAAGGUGUAAAAUGCUGCCGUAAGGUACGUCAGCACAAGUAAGAGGGACGAUUGCUCCUUGAAUUUGGCGGGCUGGCUGAUUUAGUUAGCUAUCAGCCAUAUUUGCCAAAAUCAUCUAAAACGAAUGCGUUGUAACAUCGCUCGAGUAAUUUUGAGGACAGAAAACGGAAAGAGGUAUAUCUUGUAGACUUAGGAGAAUUUGUCCGCAGCGUAUGAGAAACAAGGACCGAUUUCAUCAAUACGACUAUAGUAACAGUGCACAUUUGACGAGGUAGUGAUCGCGUCGUGCAUCGGUGGAAGGGAAGUUCGCUGUGGAUUUCUUUCGUUCGGUCCUUCGUCUGGGUAUAGAAUAAGGGCACGUAUGCGGCGAAGCAGCAAACACAUCAGGACAAUACAAGCAACCAGGACAUUUCAGAAACGUCCCACCAAACGUUUUGCCAUGGUGUAACUAUAUGCAAUUAUAUACGUGUAUUAUACAUGGGAGAUAGACGAGGACCGAUGUGUGUAUGGUAAAUAAAAACACCCAAGCGACCGUAGGAUACACAACGACGACAGUAACUGUAUCGCAGAGAAGUAAUGAAAUUCUUAUUAGAAACAAAUUCAUGACAUAUUCACAUAGCAAGUACGAGUAGUUUAGUUUCCAUGAAAUGGCAAAAGCGUCAGCAUAGGGGCCCUGACACUCUAAUGAAUAUUGACGAUUAUAGUCCUCUUUUUUCUGAAAUUUUGCAGACGGUACUUGUCCAUUUUCUACUACUAAAACUAAGCAGAAAUCUCAGGAAAUAUAAGAAUAGCGACGUCUUCAAUUUGUUUGUUAGAACAAUGUUUCAUUCUCGUAUAUUGACCUUGAAGCUUAAUUAAUCAAUUAUCGUAUCAAUUAUCUAUAAUUAAAACAAAAUAGACUGUACAGCACUGCACAGACCACUAGCUCAACGACAAUAAUAUCAAGUCAGCUACAAAAUGAAAUAAUUAAUGACGCAUGUAUGAAGGGGAUGAAAUAAGCUAUGGACUAAUAUAUAUAAAUAAAUAAUUAUAAUAAUUUAUUAUUAUAAUGAUCUUUUGGACCGUCGUCAUAAUAUGAAUAUAUUAUAUACUGGUUAUGCUGAAUAAACCUAGCUUGAUUACUAUCAAAUGUGGUAAGUGCAAAACCCAGUCGACAUGGUAAACGAGAUCAGAUGCAGUACCGAUGUCGCAGAUGUAGAAACGAAAAAUAAUAGUUGCAAAACUUGUAAUCGGCUUGUUUGUUUCAUAACAUUUGGCAUUUACUUUCAACGGUGUACUAAAGUCAAUUUUCAGCAAACGGUGCCCUAAUCCUGGUCAAAUAGGACCGGUCGCCGGCUCUAUGAAGGUAUAAAUGCAAUGUUGGAGAUAGAACUAGAUGGCAAUCGGGGCACUGCGACGCAGCCGAUCAUGAGUGAUCCUAUACCUUUGAAAGGAAACAUUCUAAUCAGCCAAAAUAAGCCCUGCGUCCGUUUAACAAAGUACCAGCUCGAUAUAUAUAUAUAUAUAUAUAUAUAUAUACGUUAAAAUAGCUAAAGGGAAGAAUAUGCAACGUAUUCACCAAAGGAAUGGACACGGUAAACCUCGACGCAGUCUCUCAAAGCUAUUAACACAGGAUAGAAUUUUUGGAAAGUGUGAAGUAGAUGGUGCACUUCAUGGAGGACGUUAGUGAUCAUUUUAUUGGUCACACGCAGGGAAGAUCUACUUGCAAGGCUUACUGCAAUUAGUUACUGUUGCUAUCAUACGUUGACUAACAAUGAAAUCGAUUGUUUCUGGCUAAAAUAAUUAGCAAGCAGACAGACAGACAGACAGAAAUAGGUUAGGCUUAGACUACGUAUCCUGAUUCCUAGGUCACCGAAGGAAAGGCCAGCUCCUUACCAUCUAGUAGCUUCUGGUUGUCUACAGUGUAUCAGUUAUCGAUGACAUUUAAAUCUGUGUUGGUUUCGAAGGCCGUACGCCGAAUUUGUUUAAGCCAACGUUAGAAAUGGGCUCUGCGGACACUAAUAGCCAAAAAAUUCAUCUCUGUCAAUUGAAACUAUCGACAAUAGUUGCGUAUGGAAACAACAUCUACAAGUGAGGCCACUUUGGGUUUUAGGGCUGCUUUGGUUGCAUAUAGCUACUCCACCAAUGCUUCAAAGACUAAGAACUAAUUUCAAACGAGGACUUAGACCGGCCAAUAAAUUUAGUCCAGCUCAAACAGAAGAUUAAUCAAAUAAUGUGUGUCUGGUGUCUUGAGAGAACAAGAAGCAAUCUUCUCUCACUUUAUGUAGUAUUAUCUGUUGUUAGUGAUUACUACCCUAAAUAUUAUCAGUAUUUUAUUGAUACCAGUUUAAGGCAAGAUCCAGCCACGCCGACUACAUUAGAACUACUACGACGAGGCCCUAUAUUUCUGUGUGUAUUUGAGGUGCGAUAUGUACAUUAAGAACGACUUUAUGCAUCACUUCCAACAUGACUAGCUUUAAAAAAAGAGAAUGAUGAUUUGUCUUCUUUUGUUGACGCUCGAUUCAAGCUUUAUGUGAUGUAAAAGGCCAAACGAGAAUAUCUAGUUUUAGUCACGACGGAUGGAAGUAUACAAACAAUGGAGUGAGUAAAUAUAGCGGUGAAAAUAGUUCCAGUAAAACAAGAGUCGGAUUGGCGCUUACAGACCAAGUUGUCACCCAAACAACUGUAUCUGCAGUUCGACACACACACACACACACACAUAAAAACUCAGAGAUAUAUAGAAGCAUACUAUGGUACACGUUAUUGAAUUUUGCACGAACGAAUGGCGCGCGCGAAAUCGACUGACCAAUAGUUCGCUAACAAUGGGAGUAAGUGACAACAGGAUUAUACUCAAUCAUCUAUUUAUUACAGUAUAAUAUUCAAUGAACAUUGUAACAAACAAAUAGAGUGAGGUUCGCGUUACUCGCACGCGUAUGACGGGAUUUAGGACAUCCAAGGAGAAAUAUGAGACAAAUCCGUCGUCCAAAGAACAGUAACAAAAAAGCCAAUUUGUACAGAACACCCUGUAACUAAUCAUAAUAUAAACGUAGCUUGACAACGAAUAAAUAUCAACCAACAUGACCAGAUGAUUUAAUAAAUUGAAUGACGAGGAGGACCGAUGGGGAGAAUACAAUGAAGGAAUGCAUAUAUAUAUAUAUAUAUAUAUACACAUAUAUAUAUAUAUAUGGGGAAGACGUACAUUAAAUAAUGCAUUAUACACGACGGAAUACGCAAAAAAGUUGCAGAAAUCGACCGGUCGAAGGAGUGUGCUAAAGCAACUAUCUAGCAAAUAAAGCACGAUUUAUUACCAUACGUCGUAUCCGAUGAUACUGUGACACACACUGAUGAAAGGGGUAAUGUGAAAGAUAAAAUUCAGUAUCGACGGGAUUUAUUGUAUAGAGCGCCUUCUCGAAGAGGGUCAGCCGCGUAGCAGAAAUGAGUGUGUGAGAGAGAUAGAGAUAGAGAGAGAGAGAGAGAGAGAGAGAGAGAGAGAGAGAGA